AUGGAUGCUUUUCUUGAUAACCUUCCACUCCCGGAUAUGUACUCAAAUCUCAUUUCAAUAUCGAAGUCAAUCUGGGAGAUCUUCGUUGGAAGGCUCAGGGUUCUUCAACCUGAAGAAUUAAAUCAAUGGAUAUCAGAUUCAUAUAAUUAUCUUACUAACUUAUCUCAAAAUCGAUCAUCAGAGAAUUAUAGGAAGCUAUGCAUUGGUAUGCUAUCAUUAUAUCACUUUUUUCUCUCUGAUGUUUCUCCGUUAGAACCUCUAAUUAACGCGUUAUACUCCACAAACGAAGUUAUAUCAAUGCAACUAGCUGCAUAUUGUAUAGCAAGCAUAGCUUCGGAACUACCACCUACUAACGAUAAUUUUGCCAGAAAACAUAUCGAAAUUGCGCUUUCAAAAAUAAAAUUAGAGCGAAAUAACUAUCAAGAUAAUUUAUUUGGCCUAUUCUUACUUAGAGAACUGGGAGAAAUGAUACCAUUGCCGUUUUUAAUUCAUAGUCCAAAUGUUCCUGAACAGAUUUGGCCAUUUCUGAUCAAUACAUCAUUCGAAAUUCGCAUGGCCGCAAGUCAAGUACUCGAACGAUAUCUUACAAUCCUUGUUAAAUACCAAGGAUACAGAUUGAAAGAGAUUUUUGAUGCAAUUUUUCAAAAUGCACUGAUGCAUUUACAUAAGAAUCCUGAUAACUGUCCUCAAGGCGCACUAACUGUACUACUCUUAAUAUUAAAACAAAAAGGAGAAUUUUAUGAACACAAAGCCAACAUAAUUUUUGAUGCUGUGUUUCCUUUCGCACAAGGAAAAGAGCCAAGGGAACCAGCCAUCUCGGUUUUGGGUCAACUUGCCGCAAUAAAUCCGGUUUUAUUCAGAGAUGAUUCGAAAUUUAUAUUAUUACUUGAAAUCAUCAAAAACCAUAAAGAGGGGACAUUUCUGAACUGUAUCGAAGCUCUGACCAAUCUAAUUAACAAUGUUCCAGAAAAAUUUGGAGUUUUAGGUCAAUCUGUUUUCCUAAUUCUAAGAGGAUCAUUGCAAUAUAACAAAGACUUGAUAGCUGCACCAUUGAUGGACGUAUUAUUAGCUAUUGCAAAAAAGACAAAUAUUCUACAAAAUCAAAAUUUCAAUUUAUGGGAAAUUAUUGAGAAAUUCAUAUUUACCAAGACAUUCCUACAACAUUUCCCUGUUUUUCUUGAGACAAUUCCUAAUUUUUGGGUUGAUUAUUCUUUUAGAAUCGUAGAUGCAACAGUAGAUCUAUUCCAAAACACGAAAAAGUCACACGUAUCCAAAUCCAAUGCUUUUAAUCUCAUCUGUUUGUUCCCAACUGUUUUAUCAAGUCAUCAAAAAUUAUUAAUUAGUUCUUUAAGGGAUUAUUUACUCUCAAAAUCGGAAGAAGAUAUUCUACUUGCUCCAAAGGCUGUCCUCCACAUCCUCCUAGAGACAGAUAAUUACGAAUUACAUCAAAUUUUGCAUCAAGUCAUUGAUAUAGCCACAGGACAUGAUUCCGUGAAUGUUAGAGUAUCAUGUUUAAAUGCAUUCCGUGAGAACCAGUACCAUUUGCUCGCCAAUCCCGUGUUUUUAGAUUUUUUUUCGAAUUUAUCACACGAUGACUCUCCUUUAGUUCGAUCUGCGUGUUUCAGGAUACUCAAGAAGCUCAGAGAAUACGAUCCAUUCGGUGUGGAUCUCAUUCUCAGGCGUUCAAUGCUUGAAUCUUUGUAUUCUCUCCAAUGUUCAACGAAUUUGAUCAUGCAAGAGAAGAACAGUUGUGUCCUUCCAAACCUUGUAUCAGCAUCUCCCAUGCUAAUGCACAUUUUUUCCAGUACUUAUAUCCCAAUAAUUUUAGAUCUUCUUACACAAAGGUUUUCCUAUCAGCACAGCGAAUUUAACAACCCAUUGUUCCCUGAAGUUCGCACUCAACUUGCUCUUUCCCUUGUCCAAACACUUGAUGAAGUGAUUACAAAUGAUUUUUCAGUUGUCAAACGGUUUUUGAAACAAAUUUUAGAAGUUUUCACAGCAAUUUUAGGGGAAUGGGGCGACAAACGACUUAAACACCAAGUCCUUGCAACUCUUUUGGUUUUGUUUACUAAAGAUGAACCAAGGAACUUACUAGGAAUAUAUCCAAAACUUUUACCAAUGGUUUUUCAUUUGAUUGCAACAUGUAAUUCACGAGGAUUAAGAGUUAGAGGCCUAAAAUUCCUUGGUUUAUGUGGUGCAGUAUCUCCACGACUGAUGAAAUAUGAUACUACACAGACAAACAACACUGAAAACCAUUUGCCAGACUUGUUUUUAGUAGGAAAUUCCAUUUCUUACAAUGAUUAUUUUGUUGAAUUCGUUUGGAAUCAAUUACAUAUGAUUUUAAACGACAAAAGUCUUUCUACGUUAAGAAUGAAAGUCUUAACAGCUGCAACUAUUUGUUUGGACUGUAAUUCAACGAAAUCCGCUGAAUUCUUUGGAGAAUUAGUUCCUUUGAUUGAAUUAGAAAUACAAAAUUCAAUUGAUGACAAUGCGAAUGAAGCACUUUUAUUGUUGCAAAGAUUGAUAUUCAUUGCAGGACAGCGUAUUAUACCUUUUGUUGAUGAAAUAAUGGUUACUAUUCAUAAAGUUUGGCGUCCUAGUUUAGUUUCAAAUCUUUUAUUAGUUAUAGCAAGUUUAGUUGAUAAUUUACAUUCAGAUUUUAAUCCUUUUGCAGCAAGUUUAGUUACUAAUCUCUUGGAUAUCAUUUCAUCAAGUGUUUUAUCUAUCCAAUCAACAGCUGUUAAAUGUAUUCCGUUGAUGGCAACAAUAUGUGCGAGUUUUCCACAUUUAAGCCAAGUUUUAGCACCAAGAAUUUGCGAAAUCGCAAGAAGUGAUGCACCGUUAGAUGUCAAAGUUGUUUCUUUAGAUUCAUUGCGGUAUUUAGUACAAAACUCUAAUAAUAUUACUAAUUCAGCAGCAAUGAUAUUAAGAACAUCAUUGGCUUUCGCAUCAAAACAAGAAGCUCCUCUUCAAGAUUUGGGUUUCCAAGUCAUGUAUUCGCUUAUUCUAAAGCUUGGUGGAAAAUUCAAUUUGUAUACACAUAGAACUGUUGAUAAACUGAUAAAUAGCGGCUACGUUCCAAAGGAAUUCGUAAUUUUAAAUGGUGCAAUUAUGUCUGGAAAUGAUGUCAAAUUUUCUGACUUCACUUUUAUAAAUACAGAGCCAUUAUUGCAUUAUUUAAGAGAUUUUCCAUCGAAAAUCACCAACAACCAGAAGAACAUCCUUGAACAUUUCGAUCACCAGAUAAUGACAACUCCAAAACAUUAUCAAAAUUGGUUGGCAGGAUUUAUUCAAGUUGUUAUCCAAGAAAGUCCAAGUGUUUCUAUAAAUGCAUGCACAAGUUUAAGCAUGACACAUACACCACUAGGAAAUGCUUUGUUCUUCCCUGCAUUCCUUAGUUGUUGGAUAUCAAUGGGAAGUGAUUUACAAGCAGCAAUUUCUCUGAAGUUAUCAAUGAUGUUGACGAAACAAGGUUUGCCACCGGAUGUAACUCAAACAUUGGCCCAAUUGUUGGAGUACAUGGACAGAGCGGAGAAGCCAAUCUUGAUUUCGGAGUCAACAUUAACUAAUUUCUAUACAAACGCUCAUUGUUUGGCAUUGGCAUUACACAAUGAACAAGAAAGAGUGUUUAAAGAAAUUGGCGGUGUUUCAGGAGGUUUGUAUGACAAUGCCGUUCAUUUGUAUAUACAAUUAAGUCGUCCUGAAGCAGCAAAAUCACUUCUAAAGAGUCCUAAUGAAGAUCACAUGUGGUUAUUGAAAUUGGAACAAUGGGGUUCUGCUUACGAAUAUUAUUCUGAAAGAUUGGAUUUAGAUAGAAAAGAUGAAGAAGCUUUUAAAGGUUUUAUUACUUCUGCAUGCAAAUUAAGGAGAUACCAAAUUGUUCGUGAAAAAGAGAAAGAUUAUAUGAGUUUCCAUAUAUCGUUUAGAGCAACAAUUGCGGAAUAUUUCGCGGAAUCAUUUAUUUUUUCAAAUGAUUUCAACAAAGUUUUGUUUUAUACAAAAGAAUGUUCUGCGGAUUCUGUUGUUGGUCGUGUAUUAAGAGCAAUUGCUCUUUAUAUGCUGCAAAAGAAUGAUGAAACACAAUCAGUUAUUGAUGCAACAUUUUCUCUGAUUUCUGCUCAAUCAUCUGCAUUGUUUGGAAGAAGAUAUGAAACAGUUUAUCCGACAUUAUUAAAUUGCCAAGUUUUGUAUGAACUCCAGGAUUUAGUUAAAUUAGGAAGAGAUUUAGUCAACGACCAUUUAAGAAGAAAACAAUGGUCGGAUAGACUAAAAAGUGUUGACUACACAUCAGCUGCUUGGUGGUAUUUGAUAUUAGUUAGAAGAAGUGCAAAUCCUAAUGAUUAUGAUUCAUUUAUCAAAUUUGUUGAUUUGAUUUUGCAUGAAAGGAAAUUUGACGUUUUUGAAGAAACAUUUAAAGUUUUGUUUCCUAACUUUAAUGAAUUAAGUUCUCCUCCUUUAGUCACUUUAUUAAAGUGUAAAUAUAACUGGGCAAUGGGAAACAACAAAACAGCUUUGGAGAUUGUUUUCAGAUUGACAAUGAACACGUUAAAAGCAAGCCACCACGAUUUCCCAUUCAUUCUUUCUCAUUACGUUGAUUGGACAUUAUCUUUCAACGAAAGAUCAAAAGAAUCAUUAAGUGACAUGACCAAAAAAUUGUCAAGUUUGCUUGGAAAAUACUCAGAAAAUCAAUUCGUUUGGCAAAAAUGGGCUGUUGUUAAUUACCAUAAUUUCAACUUGAAUCCAAAGAACUAUGAUUUCGCAUUCGAAGCUAUUAAAGGUUACGUGAAUUGUUUGACAAAAUACCAAGCUCAAAAUCAAGGAAAUUUCGCUGAAAUAAUUCAAUUGUUGUCGCUUUUCUUUGCAACAGCCGAUAACCAAAAAAUCUUUAAUCAAACUAGUCAGCUGAUUAAUAGAAUUGCGAAAUCUUCUUUCAUUGAUUGUUUGCCACAGUUGAUUGCUCAAUUAUCCCAUCCAAUUAGCAAUGCCGUUGAUUUUGUUGUUGAAAUUUUGAAAUCAAUUGCGAAACAAAAUUUCCAACCAUUGUUAUUCCCUCUUUUAGUUGUUUCCAACAGUAAAGACAAGAAGAGGUCAAUAGCAGCCAAUGCAGUAUUGGAUGAGAUAGCAAAAGAGCAUCCGAAACUGAUGGUUCAAGGCCAGAAAAUACAAAGUGGUUUGUUGAAAGUUGCAAUUUCAAUUUUUGAAAAAUUUACAACUUUAGUUUACAAAUACUUUGAUUUCAAGGGCGAAGGAAACUACGAAAUGAGCGAACAAGUGCUAAACGAAAUCAAAAUAUUGGUAGAUACACCUCAAAGCCAAUUCGACAAUUUGUUUAAGCACCAAAACUUCCAAAUGAUCAAUGAUUUGCUCAGCCAACAAGAAGAUCCUGAUGAAAUUCUCAGAUGUAUAAUGUUUAACAAUGACACGUUCCUUGACAGAUUAAAUGACAUUGCUAUCAGCGAUGUCAGUACUGAGCUUGAAUCCCUUUUAGAUACAGAAGUUGCUGUUCCUGGUUCUCCUGAUGUAAGAAUACAUCAUUUCCUUCCGAAAUUGUCAGUCAUGGGAAGUAAAAAACGACCGAGAAGAGUGACAAUUGUAGGAAAUAACUCACAGAACUAUAAAUUCUUGUUGAAAGGAAACGAAGACCUGAGAUUAGAUCAAAGAGUUAUGCAGUUCUUUAGAUUAAUCAACGCUCAAAUUCGAAGAGAUAUUUCAUUGUCAAUUGAUAAUGUUUCUGUCAGAUGUUAUUCAAUUGUUCCUUUGAGUACAGAAGUCGGUUUGAUACAAUGGGUUGAUGGUUGUGAUACAUUCUAUAACUUAGUUGCUGAAUACAGGAUUUCUCACAACUUAAAACCAAAUCAUGAACAAGAUAUUUUGUUCAAUUUGUCAGUAGAUGAUGCAAAUAAACUGACACCAAUGCAAAGACUCGAAGUCCACAAAGAAAUCAGACAAAUCGUGGACGGAGGAGACUUGAGAAAAGUCUUCUGGCUGAAAAGUCCAAGCAGCGAAGCAUGGCUCGAAAGGACAUCGAAAUACGCGAGAUCGACAGCUUUGAUGUCAAUUGUUGGAUAUAUUUUGGGAUUGGGAGAUAGACAUCCUUCCAAUUUCAUGAUAGAUAGAAACAGCGGUGAUGUAAUUCACAUAGAUUUUGGAGAUUCCUUCGAUGUUGCACGAAACAGAGUUUUGUUCUCUGAAAUGAUUCCUUUCAGAUUGACAAGAAUGGUUUCGUCAGCUUUCGGUUUGUGCGGAAUAGAAGGAGAGUUUUAUCCUGUUUCUGUAAGAGUUAUGAUGCUGAUAAGAGAGAACUGCAACUCUUUGAUAUCUGUACUUGAGAUUUUCGUGCAGGAACCAAUAGAAGAAGGAGAAGCAAAGCUUCAUGCUCCUGAUGUAAUGAAAAGAAUAAGAAGCAAAAUUAGAGGAAAUGAUUUCGAAGAAAAUGUUGUAUUGCCUGUAGAAAAACAAGUAGGAAGAUUAAUUAAUGAGGCUUUGGAUGAAUAUAACCUUGCAAAACUCUACAGCGGAUGGAAACCUUUAUGGUGA
Molecule: messenger RNA, 6537 nt
Organism: Trichomonas vaginalis G3
Lineage: Eukaryota; Parabasalia; Trichomonadida; Trichomonadidae
Product: ataxia telangiectasia mutated (ATM) -related family
Exons: 1
Coding region: 1-6537 (2178 amino acids)
Biological process (GO): TOR signaling; negative regulation of macroautophagy
Cellular component (GO): TORC1 complex; nucleus; TORC2 complex
Molecular function (GO): protein serine/threonine kinase activity; protein binding
Source: RefSeq, a predicted model, not a curated record